Molecule: messenger RNA, 2383 nt
Organism: Rhagoletis zephyria (snowberry fruit fly)
Lineage: Eukaryota; Metazoa; Arthropoda; Insecta; Diptera; Tephritidae
Gene: esg
Product: escargot
Biological process (GO): regulation of DNA-templated transcription
Molecular function (GO): RNA polymerase II cis-regulatory region sequence-specific DNA binding; DNA-binding transcription factor activity, RNA polymerase II-specific
Source: RefSeq, a predicted model, not a curated record
CUUGAGUUUGUUUGUCUUCGAUUGAAUGCCACGCAUGCCAACACGAUUUGGUAGUUUGUAGAAUAAAAUAACCGUAUAUAUGCAAAGACAAUUCUAAAACCGUGUACAAUCGGCAUACGAAAACCGAAUGCAAUAAAUCGACGCGUAAGCGCGUUAAAGUGUUUAAAAAAUUGAAAUAAAAAACUUUGGUUCCCACGGGAAUGUGCACGAACGUGAAAACGUAAAAAUUUAAUAAACUGAAUUUUCAAAAAAAAAAAAAUAAUAAUAAAUUUUUUUAAACAGACACUAAUAAGUGAAAAGUUACAGUGUAACAGCAAAAAAAUAAAAAAAGUUACAAAACAACAAAACCGCCAAAAUGCACACAGUCGAGGAUAUGUUGGGCGAGAAAAACUACAGCAAGUGUCCAUUGAAGAAACGCCCGAUCAACUAUCAAUUCGAAGAGGACAGCUCCACGGACAUAGGCGACGUGAAAAUGUCCAUCGCCGAAAUUGCCGCGCACAGCAUUGACGAUCACCCAGAUCAGCCAGAAAAUUUGAGCCUCAAGAAACGCGCCUACGACCAGGAUGACUUCGCCGCCAAAACCGUCUCAAACGCACAGACCACCAUCACGCCGCAUGACGAGCUCAUUAACGUCAGCGAUUGCUGUGAGGAUGAGGGUGUCGAUGUCGAUCACACAGAUGACGAAGACGCCUCCAUGGAUAUGCUGGACGAUGAGGAUGAAGAGGAGGAAAUCAUCGACUGCGUUAAGAUUGAAGAGCAAAACGAUGCUGACGCGAAUACCACACAAGCUGCCGCUUUGGCAGCCGCUGCGGCUGUCGCAGCAGCCUCCGUUGUUGUGCCUAAGCCCACAUAUGCCAAGUAUGGCCUACAGCCAUGGAAUUUCCACAUGUCACCCUACACUGCCGAAUUCUAUCGCACUAUCAAUCACCCACACUUGGCACAACAGAUCUCACCGCUGCGCGGCGACUUGCUCUCGCCCAGCUCACCUUCAGCCGACUCGUUGGGUUCGUUAUCGCCGCCACCCCACUACCUGCAUGGUCGCGCCAAUUCAGUGUCGCCGCCUGUGCGCUCCGAAAUCAUACAUCGGCCGAUUGGCGUGCGACAACUGCCACAACAAACGCCAUCCCAGCAUCAACACCAACACCAACACCACCAGCACCGUUUCAUGCCUUACCCACUGCCCAAUGCGGCCACCGCCGCCGCCGCUGCAGCAGCAGCCGCUUAUCACUCGCAACACGCAACGCAUCAUUCGGUGGGCUAUCCGACGCCGCUGAGUUAUCCGCACCAUCACCCGCAUGCGCCGAUCUCACCCACCUACUCGGAGUCCUCGUACUACUCAAUGCGCUCAAUCACACCCGAGCCGCAUUGCUCUGCGCUGCCUGAGGAUUUGUCGCUGAAGCACAGCAUGCUGCAAAAGUCGUCGCCACAAAAAGCGCACAGCAGAAGCGAUCACCACGCCUGUGAGAAACGUGAUGCUAGCUUGGGACACAGCAGCUCAACGCCCAGCACGCCCACAUCCUCGUCAAAGAAGGACAAGUCGGCGCCGCCGCGCUAUCAAUGUCCCGACUGCCAGAAAUCCUACUCCACCUUCUCCGGCCUCACCAAGCACCAACAAUUUCAUUGUCCCGCUGCCGAAGGUAAUCAGGUGAAGAAGUCGUUCAGUUGCAAGGACUGCGAUAAGACCUACGUUUCGCUGGGUGCGCUCAAGAUGCAUAUACGCACCCAUACGCUGCCGUGCAAGUGCAACAUCUGCGGCAAGGCAUUCUCACGCCCCUGGCUGCUGCAGGGCCACAUACGCACACACACCGGCGAGAAGCCCUUCAGCUGCCAGCACUGCCAUCGCGCCUUUGCCGAUCGUUCCAAUCUGCGCGCUCAUCUGCAGACGCACUCCGACAUCAAGAAGUACUCGUGCGGUAACUGUUCGAAGACCUUCUCACGCAUGUCCCUGCUGACGAAACACUCCGAGGGCGGGUGUCCUGGUAGCAGCGUAAGCGCGGCGAAUAGUAGCGGCGGUAACAGCAGCAGCGGCAGCAGUUGUGCCAGCGCGCUGGUAGCUGAUUCGAUGGCGUCCGCGCAUGAGCUGCACAAUUAUCCAGUCUUUGUGGAGCACUAGAGUGCAGAGCGAAGAGCAGAGAAGUGUAAAUAAAGUGCAAAGCUAAGUUAGAGCUGCGCGGCCAAGCCGAGUCUGCCAUGUUCCACCAAAAAUUAGUUCCUAGUUCGAAACCACCCACCACCACCAGCCAUCCAUCAGCAAGCAAGAAAAAUUAAUAGCUCCUGCAUACGCAAGCUUCAGCGCGCACGUCUAUCAAACUACCAUUCUAAAUGAGUAGCUAACGCAGGCGCGAGCGUAUGUAGCCAACCACCUCCCCCGCCUCACUCCCAA